AUGUUGUCAAAACAUCAGCAAAUGGUCAGAGAUUAUGAGGUAACAACCAGACGCACCUUGGAACCAGCUUCAAAUCCCGGGCAGCCUCGAGAGGAUGAAGUGACUUUGUGGACGAGUGUUGCCAAUGAGCUGGCCUUUGAGUCGGGCACUCUGCAUGCGGAUCCCAGGUCUGAUGAGGAUUCGGAUGCUUUGGACUUGCUGAUUGUAGCGCGCAACGCGUCAUUGACCCUCUUCAAUCCUGCCGACGACGAGUCUUCAGAUUCCGAGCAUGAGAUGGAUUGGGAUGAUGUCCUGUUUGAAACCGUUCAUCAGCUUGGGCCGGGCAAUCUUGCGGAUCCUGUCGAUCGAAAUGCCAGAAGGAUCGCCGAAAGCUGGUAUCCUUUCAGGUCGCAGGGGUGGGAGGUUACGCAUCCGCAACUUGUUAAGAAUGGAGAUCACCCACAGUGA
This is a messenger RNA of Puccinia graminis f. sp. tritici CRL 75-36-700-3, 447 nucleotides long. RefSeq lists its product as uncharacterized. The coding region runs from base 1 to 447 and encodes 148 amino acids. The record is from RefSeq and is a predicted model, not a curated record. The transcript has 2 exons. Lineage: Eukaryota; Fungi; Basidiomycota; Pucciniomycetes; Pucciniales; Pucciniaceae.